This is a messenger RNA of Phacochoerus africanus (Common warthog), 3334 nucleotides long. It is a transcript of the gene PARP12, whose product is annotated as poly(ADP-ribose) polymerase family member 12. Gene Ontology annotation, molecular function: metal ion binding; NAD+ poly-ADP-ribosyltransferase activity. NCBI's taxonomy places the organism in Eukaryota, Metazoa, Chordata, Mammalia, Artiodactyla, Suidae. The transcript is spliced from 12 exons. Bases 414 to 2522 code for a protein of 702 amino acids. The record is from RefSeq and is a predicted model, not a curated record.
CCAGCGCCGGGCGCGGAGGUGCGGGAUCCGCCGGCCGCGUUAUUUCCCGACGCCCGGGGCGGCCCCACCCCCCUCGGCCCGGCGAAGGCGCCUCGAGCAGCGCGAAGCGAGGCAGCGGGGCCUCGUUCCUUCGCCGCUCGGAGGGACCCCCUCGAGCACUCCUCGGACGCCGAGCAGCUGCCACGGGCUUCCGACGGGGCGAGAGGCCUAGCGCGCAGCCGGGCGACCCGCGGCUGGAAGGCGCCGAGCCCGGCUCAGCUGCGGGCCGGGGGCGUGGCGAGGCGGCCGGGUUCUGUUUUCCCCGGAGCCGCCGGAGCUUUCGGUUUGCUUUCCAGCCGUAGGUUUCGGUUUCGUUUCCAGCCGGUGUGUCCACGAGAGCCGCCCGCGGCCCUGCAGUCCCCGGCUCGACGGCCAUGGCACCCGCCGCCCUCCUCCGCGAGGUGACCCAGACGCUGUGCGCGGCCGGGGGCUCCUUGGGGCUGGAAGAGCUGCGGCGCCGCUUGCGGCCGGACGUCGGCGGGGAUGCCCUGGACCGGCUGCUGCGGGAGUGCGGGCGCUGCGUGGUGGCGCAGCGGGCGGCCGGGGCGGGCGCGGCGGCCGUCGAGACCACGGUCUUGGCCGCGUCGCCGCUGCGCCUGUGCGCCGCCCACCUGGGCCCGAAGCCGAGCUGCGACGGGCUGUGUGCGCAGCUGCACCUCUGCAAGUUCGUGUUCUACGGCCAGUGCAAGUUCCCGAGGGACGGGAAGGAGUGUAGGAAUGGUCACAGCUUGAUGUCUGAUCACAACAUGAGCGUGCUGAAGACUCAGGGCGUGGACCACCUCAGCUUCAGUGAGCUCACCGUGCUCUUGCUCCAGAACGACCCCCUGCUCUUGCCCGAGAUCUGCCUUCAUUACAACAAAGGAGAUGGACCCUACGGCUCUUGUUCCUUUAAAAAGCAAUGCAUCAAACUCCAUGUUUGCCAGUAUUUUUCACAGGGCAAAUGCAAGUUUGGCACUGGCUGUAAGCGAUCCCAUGAUUUCUCUAACCCUGAGAACCUGGAAAAACUGGAGAAGUUGGGCAUGAGGUCAGACCUGGUGAGCAGGCUGCCCUCCAUCUACAGAAACGCUCACGACAUCAAGAAUAAGAGCUCGGCCCUCGUCAGAGUACCGCCUCCUCCCUCACGGUCACAGGGCUCCUCCGAAAGAAGAGACACAGGUUCUGUGUGCCCGAACACAGCUCCCCAAGAGGAGAGUGAUGAGAUUUGCUUGUACCACAUCUGGAAGAGUUGCAGCUUUCAAGAGAAGUGCAGUAGAGUUCACUUCGACUUGCCGUAUCGGUGGCAAGUCUUAGAUGGAGGCAAGUGGAAGGAUUUGCACAAGAUGGAGCUUAUCGAAGAGGCGUAUAGCAACCCCAGACGAGACGGGAUCACGUGCACGGAGUCGGCCGGUAGCUUUCUCAUUGGUUCUCUGAAGUUUGACUCCAUGACGUUUGAUGGCACCCGGGCUCGCCGCCUGUCCACGGCCUCGUCGGUCACCAAACCUCCGCACUUCAUCCUCACCACCGAGUGGCUUUGGUACUGGACUGAUGAGUUAGGCUCUUGGCAGGAGUAUGGAAGACAAGACAUGGAGCACCCCAUGACCAGCGUCAACAGCAGCGACUUGGAGAAGGCCUACCUGGCGUACUGCACCUCAGGGUCUGACGCCAAGGCAGCCACUCUGAGGUUCCAGGCCGGGAAGCACACGUACGAGUUAGAUUUCAGAGCCUUCAUUCAGAAAAAUCUGGCCUAUGGCACCAUGAGAAAAGUUCGCCGGAGGCCCAAAUACGUUUCUCCCCAGGAUGUGAAGAUGAAGCAAACCUGCAGCGUCAAUUUUCAAGGCCCAAAGAGCAUCCCUGAGCAUUGGGACCACUCGGCCGUGCCAGACACCGGCUUUAAGAGGAUUGCCCUGCAUUCAUCCUCAGAAGAGUUUCAGAAGGUCUGGAACCUCUUUACCUGCACGAUGCCCAACCACUGCAUUCAGAUGAUCGAGCGGGUCCAGAACGUGGCCCUCUGGGAAGUCUACCAGUGGCAAAAGGGGCAGAUGCAGAAGAAAAAUGGGGGGAAGGCGGUGGACGAGAGGCAGCUGUUCCACGGCACCAGCACCAGCUUAGUCGACGCCAUCUGCCAGCAGAACUUUGACUGGCGGGUCAGCGGUCUGCACGGGACUUCCUACGGCAAAGGGAGCUACUUUGCCCGGGACGCCGCGUAUUCCCACCACUACAGCAAGUCCAACACCAAGUCCCACACCAUGUUCCUGGCUCGGGUGCUGGUGGGCGAGUUUGUCCGAGGCAACACCAGCUUCGUCCGCCCCCCGGCCAAGGAGGGCCAGGGCACCGUCCUGUACGACAGCUGCGUCAACAGCGUGUCCGACCCCAGCAUCUUCGUGAUCUUCGAGAGGCACCAGGCCUACCCAGAGUAUGUCAUCCAGUACACGGCCUUGACCAAGCCCAUGCCCGCUGCCUCCAGCCUGCUCUCCUUGGCAUCCCUCUUCAGCGGCCGGCAGUGAGCGCCCCGAUGUUUUUAUGCUUUUUAGGCUCAUCUUACUUGAAAUGGUUGUUUGAAAGAGUUCUAUUUCUUUUUUUCUUUUUAAGCAAAACAACUUUUAAUGAACUGUUCCUUUAAUAUUGACUUCUUGAUGAAGUUACACUCUUAAUCUCUGGCCAAUGAUAUUUUCACUUUAAAGUCAUUUUUGGGUUUGCUGGUGGACUCAGUGGUUGCGAUUAUAGGCGAACCCCUUAUUGCUCUUUAGUCAGGUGUGAAAGUUUUAUUUUUUACUCUCUGUUGACUUGGCUGCAGAUUGGCACCAGGCAGAGUUUCUAGAUACUAUUUUAUGGAUUGGUUUUAAUUUUCAAGAGUUGGGUUUUUCGGGGUCGAGGUGGCAUCUUGUUUCGUCAGAGUGGCACAGCAGCCAUCGGUGCAGGAUAUCCUGUGUCGUGGACCUGUCGGGGCCCAGUCAUUGUGUCUGUUGUUGAGUCUCUAAUCUCAGCCGCUCUUCUGCUGCUUCUCCGAAGCUUUUGGCCUUGACAUUGGCCCAUAUAUCUCGUCGUUAGAACAAGCAGCUUCUCUGUGGUGUCCUUGAGACCCUGUCGGUUUCCCUUAGUCCUGGCAGGGGUCCGUGUCACUUGGGAAGCACAUUCAACCUGGCAGGUGACACGGAUGAGCGGCUUCCCCCAGGACCUGUCCUGGCCCGUGAAUGCCUGUCUGUGCAUCUGCACUGAACACCCUCUGAGUAAGGGUUUCACGUCCCUGUGAGGUUUCAAUACCUGUGCUGCCAAUGUCACAGCAGAGUCUGGGAAUAAAAAUAUUUAUCUGACACGG